Messenger RNA from Kluyveromyces marxianus DMKU3-1042, 2025 nucleotides. RefSeq names its product E3 ubiquitin-protein ligase BRE1 (gene BRE1). The record is from RefSeq and is a predicted model, not a curated record. The coding region runs from base 1 to 2025 and encodes 674 amino acids. Gene Ontology annotation, cellular component: HULC complex; nucleus. Lineage: Eukaryota; Fungi; Ascomycota; Saccharomycetes; Saccharomycetales; Saccharomycetaceae. The transcript has a single exon. Gene Ontology annotation, molecular function: ubiquitin protein ligase activity.
AUGGAUGAACAUAUUGCGAAGAAGCCCAAAUUGGAGCUUUCAGACGCAUCGGAACCGUUGACGCAGCGCGAUGUAAUAGCAUUUCAGAAAGAGGCGUUGUUUAGAUGCUUGAAUCAGUGGCGUUCGAAGGCUAACUGUCUAGCGGAGGAGAAUGAGGUUCUUCAAGGUAAGAUAGAGGAAGCGAUGGAAUCUGCUGCAGGAUGCGGGUCUACGUUAGUUGCUGUGGCGCAGGCGUUGUUGGAUAGCUGUAGUGACGAUGAGGAUAGACAGCUUCUGCAACGGAUUAUUAGUGAGUCGGAAGGUGACUCGCGUGCGUUUGUUCACACAGCAGCCGAAAACAGCAGCAGGAUAUGUCAGCUUAUAUUGAAGAGCGCUGGUGGGUCUGGUGGCACCGCUAGUGGCGCCGCCAGCGAAAGACUCCAGGAGUUGGAAAAACUCAAGUUGAAGUUGCAGGGCCUGCUUAGUGCCUCGGAAUCCAAGCUCAAGAAGACAACUGAGUACUACGAAGGAUUGCUCUCCAAAUAUGAUAGACAGGAUAGCGAGACCGUAUCCCGCGUUUUCAACAGCGCUGAUGAUGAUAACGGCAGUGUUAAGAAGGAGAAAAACCAAUCUGAGAAUGCGGCAGGAUCGAGCGGCGGCGUUGACCAGAAGAAGGGUUCCGCUGCAAACGAGGAACAACGGACAGUGUCAGAAGUGGAGCAUGAAAUGCAGAUCAACGAUUUGAAAUCACAGAUCGCCGUGCUGGAAGCCACAGUAAAGGACUUGAAGGAAUGGAAGGAACAGAACCUAAAAGAGUUAUCGCAACUACGACAAUCUGCAGCUGCACUACGCCCUGAUUCUGCACAGUCUAACGCCCAGGAAGCUGCCUCGGCAAAUGCCGCAGCAGCUACCGCUGCAUCAGGAGGUAAUGAAAAGAUUUCUAGUUUAAUGAAACAGAACGAGGACCUCCAACGAAUUAACGAAGCUUACAUGACAAAGUUCCAACAACUCUCUUCCGACAGAGAGAUUUUCACUAAUAAACUCACAUCAGAAUUUCAUGCAGCACAGGAUGCAUUGAAGAAGCAUAACUCAUCCUUAGAGAAAGACUUGGUGAGAAUUAGAACCAUUCGUGAUGAACUACUGGCUAAAGUAUCCCUUUUGGAAGCGCAAAAGGGAAAAUCGGAGAUGAUAGACGACUUGGAAAAACUACUAAAAAUCCAAGAAGAACAAUUGACCAGAGUCGAAUCGAGAAGCAAUGAAAGCACGAGUCAAGACGCUUUAAUGAAAGAAUUACAGGACCUCGAAAAGGCCUUCAAAGAAGUGUCAAGAAUUUCGAAUAAAAAAUACGCGACCUACCUAAACCAGGAAUCCGUGUUAAGCAAACUAACCGUCGAAAAGACCAAAGCAAGCGAGAAAUACUUCGCCGCAAUGAGAUCCAAGGACGCAAUAAUGAUAGAAAACAAAAACCUCUCUAAGAACUUAAACAAAUCUAACGAAUUAAUCGUUCAAUUGAAAGAGCUCGAAAAGACUUUACAACAAAAGAUUGAAAGCUUGCAUAAGCAACUCAACGUAUCACAAGAAAACGAAAAACGCUUGAAGGAUUCUAACAAAGAAACAUCCAUGAAAAUUGCGGAGCUAACUUCUGACAACAAUAAGCUCAAGAAAUCGGCUGAACGCCUCGAAAGUGAAAAUAAACAACUAAUAGGCGCUAAGACAGAAUUGGAAUCAGUGGUUAAGGAUAAAGAUAUUGAAAACAAACAGCUAAGAAUCAAAGUCUCCAAUGCUGAAGCUAAAUCUAAGAAACUAUACAAAACACUCCUUUCAAACGGUGGUGACAGCGGAGCGCUAGCUGAAGAACUUGAAAACUUCCGUACCAUCAUCUACUGUUCCCUAUGCUCCAAGAAUUGGAAGAACACCUCCUUGAAAACUUGUGGCCACGUCUUUUGUGAAUCAUGUUGUAAGGAAAGAUUGGCUGCUAGAAUGAGAAAGUGCCCUACAUGUAACAAACCAUUUUCCUCUAACGAUUUGCUAACUAUCCAUUUAUGA